AGAGAGAGAGAGGGGGGGAAAGUUGCACUGCUAUAUAUAUUGAGCCGUGGGUUACAGUCACGCCUUCAGUAGUGAAAAGGAAGAUGAUACAGAGGCUACGCAGAACACUGAUGAGAUUGAUAUAAUUGGUGAGAAAAAAUGAAGAAAGAAAUUUAAUAGAAAGGAGAACGUUUCUUUGUAUCCCAGAAGACAGAUAUAUAUAUAACACAGCCAAGAUACUCAUCUUUAUUCUGGAUCAUCGGUUUUGGCCGCUUAACUCGAACAUUUUCAAUGGCACACCUUCCGCGAUGGAAGUCGGAUCUACCGAUGGAGACCAAUAUGUCCGACCCAGGGUAUGGCUCCUCCCCCUACCCCUCCCCCUCCCCCCCGGCACUCCCCCAGUGUGACUACACCGACUGGUCCCCGUCCUACUCCAUCAUCCCCUCCGUCUACCUACUGGCCUUCCUGGUGGGUUGCCUGGGCAACGGCCUGGUGCUCUGGGCAUACCUGAACCGGGCUGAGGGAAGGAAGGCCGGGCGGACCUCCAGAACCACCGGUGCCGCGACCACCAUCAGCAGAGCGUUCCUCGGCAAAAUCUUCCUGAGCAGUCGGUACGACGUCCGCGCCGGCGGGGGUCUCCGUGGAGACCGCCUCGACGGGACCUCAGGCCGCUACACGGCCACACCCGGCGGCGGCGGCGGUGGCGGCGGCGGCGGCGGAGCACCCCCUUGUUCCCACCCUACGUCCUCCGUUCCGUCCCCUCCGCGCCCCCCGCGUUCGCUGACCGACUCCCUGAUCGCGAGCCUGGCCUUAGCCGACCUGUGCUUCCUGGUCACUCUGCCCCUGUGGGCGGCGUACACGGCGCUGGGCUACCACUGGCCGUUCGGACAGCCCCUCUGCCAGGUCAGCAGCUUCCUGACGGCGCUCAACAUGUACGCCAGCGUGUUCAGCCUCAGCGUGCUGAGCGUGGAGCGCUACUGGGUGCUGAUUGGGCGGCAGCACUCGGGCCACCACGCCCCCAACGGCCGCCCCGGCAGGACGCGCCGGGUGCUGGGGGGAGUGUGGGCGCUGGCGGGGGUUCUGGCGCUUCCCGGUUUCCUGCUGCGCUCCGUCGUAGAGGUGGAGCUGGGGGAGGACGCCGCCGACGCCGACUACGACUGGACGCCGGGGCCCGCGGAGCCGUCGGCGUACCCCGGCGGCGACGUCCUGCUCUCCUGCCAGAUGGACUACUCCGUGCUCAUCGGCGACGACCUGUCGGACCCCGAGCGGGAGCGGGCCAAGCUGUGGUGGGCGGCCGCCCUGAGUCUGAAGUCCACCCUGAUCGGCUUCCUCCUGCCCCUCGUGGUCCUGCUGGCGUGCUACUGCUCGCUGGCCCACCUCCUGAGCCGCCACUUCGGCCGCGGGCCCCGGCCCGACCGCCGGCGGCAGCGGCGGCUCCUGCGGGUCAUCGUCAGCCUGGUGCUGGCCUUCUUCCUGUGCUGGCUGCCGCUGCACGUCAACAAGACGGCGGACCUGCUGCUGGAGCUGGGGCUGGUGCCGUACUCCUGCUCCCUGGACCAGGCCCUGCUGGCCGCCCAGCCCUACGUCACGUGCCUGGCCUACCUCAACAGCUGCCUCAACCCGCUGCUGUACGCCGCGUGCGACUCCUCCUUCAGGAGGAGGUGCAGGGAGGCCCUGCUCCUCCAGUGCCCAUCGCGGAGGACCAGGAAGAGGAGGAGUCAGAGGGGGCGCGAAGGGGCGCCGGCCGAGGGAGGAGGAAGAGGAGACGGGGAGGGGGAAGAUGAGAAGAGCUCCGCUUUUCCCACGAGAACUCAGGAGGAGACGGCGGAUGGCAGCGGGGGGGAGGGGGGGAGGGAGGAGGAGGAGGAGGGGAGGAAGGCGAAGAGGAUUGAUGUCGCGUAGCAGGCCAACAUGCCGUCGUAGAGUUCACAUUACAACCCUGACUCAGACAUUCCUGUUGCUGUCCCGUUGACUUUAUGUGUCCCAUGAUGGGUUCAGUCGGAAUGUACUGGAACCAAGUACUACAAUAGUUCAAAGGAAAUGUGACUCACUGAAAAUAGACUAAAUCCCAAGUAUUUAAUGUUAUCUUAGCAUGUUUUAAAGCCGAUGUUGGAUUUAUGAUCCGUCAUCUUUGUAUUCUGUGUAUUUUUUGUUAGAUAUUUGGAUACCAUGUCACAACGUGGUUGGUUGGAUGGUCCCUAGGGUCACAUUGAUCAACUACUAAAUUUCAGUCUGAGACUGGAUCUGGAAAUAUGAAGCCCCACAUUUCAUGUGAUCUGUUAUUAUAGUGUUUUGUUUUUGCUGUAUUUUUGUUUAAUAAAAAUAUUUUUGAAG
Messenger RNA from Gadus macrocephalus (Pacific cod), 2313 nucleotides. It is a transcript of the gene aplnr2, whose product is annotated as apelin receptor 2. Gene Ontology annotation, molecular function: G protein-coupled receptor activity. Gene Ontology annotation, biological process: G protein-coupled receptor signaling pathway; immune response. The transcript has 2 exons. Gene Ontology annotation, cellular component: membrane. The record is from RefSeq and is a predicted model, not a curated record. The coding region runs from base 271 to 1881 and encodes 536 amino acids. Lineage: Eukaryota; Metazoa; Chordata; Actinopteri; Gadiformes; Gadidae.